ACACCAGAAGACUUCCGGAAUCCGGAUACGGACCACGUAGCAACAGAAGAUGCUUUCACGUCUCUGCUCCGAUAAAAGCGAAAUCCUGCCACCGCCGCUUCGUUCUCGCUGCUCGUCGGCUUAUAAAAUCCACUCGGACUAAAUUUACCACCAGAUAGAAACGCCUGUCGAUCACCAUGGCCGGCGCAGAGGGGGCUAAACUCUGGGGAGGUCGUUUUGCCGGAGACACAGAUCCGAUCAUGAAGAAGUUCAACGCCUCCAUCCCUUUUGACCAGAGAAUGUGGGAUGCUGACAUCCGAGGGAGCAAAGCCUACGCGAAAGCUCUGGAAAAGGCUCAGCUGGUCAGCACAAAGGAAAUGGAGCAAAUCCUGACUGGCAUGGAUCAGAUUUUCGAGGAGUGGUCUACAGGAGUUUUUUUGAUCAAACCGGAAGAUGAGGACAUUCACACUGCCAAUGAACGCAGACUUAAAGAGCUGAUUGGAGCUCCUGCAGGGAAGCUGCACACGGGCAGGAGCAGGAACGAUCAGGUGGUGACUGACAUGAGGUUGUGGCUACGAGAUGCGAUCAAAACCCUCACAGACAACUCCCUGCAGCUCAUAUCUACCAUGGUGGAGCGGGCGGCAGUAGAGAUUGACGUCCUUUUUCCUGGUUACACUCACAUGCAGAGGGCUCAGCCAAUCAGAUGGAGCCACUGGAUUCUGAGUCAUGCUGUUGCAUUAAGCAGAGAUGUGGAGCGGCUUUUGGAGAUCAAGAAGCGAGUGAACGUCUUGCCUCUGGGCAGCGGAGCCAUCGCGGGAACCCCCUUUGACAUCGAUAGGGAGCUUUUACGCAAAGAGUUAGGAUUUGAUGGCAUCAGCCUGAACAGCAUGGACGCCACAGGCCAAAGAGACUUUAUUGUGGAGUUUUUGUUCUGGGCUUCUUUGUGUUUGAUCCACCUCAGUAAGAUGGCCGAGGACCUCAUGCUGUACAGCACCAAGGAGUUCUCCUUCAUUUCUCUCUCUGAUGCCUACAGCACAGGCAGCAGUUUGAUGCCUCAGAAGAAGAACGCUGACAGCCUGGAGCUGAUCAGGAGUAAAGCAGGUCGUGUCUUUGGCAAAUGUUCGGGGUUCAUGAUGACACUCAAAGGCCUGCCCAGCACUUAUAACAAGGACCUGCAGGAGGAUAAGGAGGCCAUGUUUGACUGUUUCGAUACUGUCCAGGCUGUGCUGCAGGUGACAACUGGAGUCAUGUCCACUCUUCAGAUCAACCAGAGCGUGAUGGAAGCUGCCCUGAGUCCCGACAUGUUGGCCACUGAUCUGGCCUACUACCUUGUGAGGAAGGGGGUUCCCUUUAGAGAGGCUCAUGGAGUCUCUGGUAAAGCUGUGUUUGCAGCUGAAUCUCAACACAUCAGCCUGAAUCAGCUCACUGUGGAGGACCUGACUGCUGUUAGCCCUCUGUUUGGAGGCGACGUUUCCUCAGUGUGGGACUACAGGAGCAGCGUGGAGCAGUACAGCGCCCCCGGAGGUACAGCCAAGAGUAGCGUCGCUGCGCAGGUGGAACACCUGAGGAUCUGGCUGACAAAGCAAACACAGUGACUUUAAUCCCAGCUACUGCUGUCAGGUUUAGGUCAAAGUAAACUGUUACAUCCAGACACGGCUUUGAUUUUCAAAAAUGUGUGCCGUCUCGCUUAACCGUCCUGUCUGAUCAGUGUUCAGCAGGUGACAAAAUAAAGUUGCUGUUACACUUUA
Molecule: messenger RNA, 1727 nt
Organism: Nothobranchius furzeri (turquoise killifish)
Lineage: Eukaryota; Metazoa; Chordata; Actinopteri; Cyprinodontiformes; Nothobranchiidae
Gene: asl
Product: argininosuccinate lyase
Cellular component (GO): cytosol
Molecular function (GO): argininosuccinate lyase activity
Source: RefSeq, a predicted model, not a curated record